CAUUUCCCUCUGACUAACAAUAGCUCUUUUUGUACCAAUUUUCAGACAAACCCUAGUGAAAAUCUCAUAAGCGAAAUCGGAGAAAAUGGAUUCCACCACUCAAACACCGGUCAAGAAAAACCCUAAGAAGGCCAAUCUUUUGGAUCAUCACUCUAUCAAGAGCCUUCUGGAUGAGUCUGUCACUGAGAUUGUUACAAGCAAAGGAUACCCAGAAGAUGCGAGAUUGAGUAACAUCAGGUUGUUGAUUGGUUCAAUCAUAAUCGCAAUUGCUCUUGUUGCUCAGUUCUACAAGAAGGAUUUUCCUGCUAAUCGCGAUUUUCUCAUUGGAUGCAUUGUGUUGUAUAUCUUGUUUAACGUGAUAUUACAGCUGAUUAUCCACACAAAGGAAAAGAAUGCAAUUUUGUUCACCUAUCCUCCGGAGGGAUCUUUUAACAGCACUGGCUUGGUUGUCUCAUCAAAGCUGCCUAGAUUCUCCGAUCUGUACACACUUACAGUAGAAAGUGCUGAUCCCAAGUCCAUUUCUGCGAGGCCAAAAGUUGAAUUUACCAAGAGCGUCACAAAAUGGUUUGCCAAAGAUGGAGUUCUAGUUGAGGGCCUAUUCUGGAAAGAUGUUGAAGCGUUAGUUAACGAUUAUGCUAAGGAACACAAAAAGAGCAAAUAGAUGCAAUUUCAAACAUUUUGAUAGGAAUGUUGAUGGCAAUGAGAUUGAAAACAUCGGCUUAUGACUUUCUGGAUUAAUAUCAUCUAUAUCAUUGUUGAAGAAAAAUUGAUCCAAUUUUCAUCAUAGUUUUAUAUUUUGAUCCAACUGCAAAA
Messenger RNA from Solanum pennellii, 813 nucleotides. RefSeq names its product probable signal peptidase complex subunit 2. Gene Ontology annotation, cellular component: signal peptidase complex; membrane. The record is from RefSeq and is a predicted model, not a curated record. The transcript has 5 exons. Gene Ontology annotation, biological process: protein targeting to ER. NCBI's taxonomy places the organism in Eukaryota, Viridiplantae, Streptophyta, Magnoliopsida, Solanales, Solanaceae. Bases 86 to 661 code for a protein of 191 amino acids.